UCCGUCCCCCCGCCCACAACAAUCGUUCCGCCCGGCCCAGGAGAGCCAAUGCAUUGCUCGUCACGUCACCUGCAGGAAGAGUUGGGACGUGGACCGGCUGCUGCCACCAAUGUCGUGCAGAGAACACUGCGGUAAACUGAAAUAUCAAAAAAUAAAUCCAUCCCCAUUUCCCAGGAUGUCAGUAAACUUGGAAAAUACCGGAAGUAUUAAAGGAGAACUUCACACUGAUUCAAAGAAAAAUGAAAAACCUGAAAGGCCGUGCCUACAAGUCGACGAACAAGGAGGCUCUGAUUUUUUUAAGGAUUUGAUACUGGCUUCCCAGACAGUGUUAGAAACAGUCCAACAAAAGGGGCGAUCAAAAUGUCCAAAGUGCCAGAGUUCGAGGAUGUUUUAUUGUUAUUCAUGUUUCCUUCUGGUUGAUGGUGUCAACGCUGAUAAAAUACCUCAGGUUAAGCUCCCUCUGAAGAUUGAUAUUAUCAAACAUCCCAAUGAGACUGAUGGCAAAAGUACUGCUGUACAUGCAAAACUGUUGGCCCAAGAUGAUGUUAAUAUUUACACAUAUCCAUGCAUGCCGGAGUACAAGGAUAUAAGCAAUGAAGUUGCAGUGGUGUUCCCUGGUCCAAAGUCUAUUGCUCUUGAUGAUCUUCCAAAGUACUUAUCGACCAUUGCUGGCAAGAAACCUCAACCAACAAAAUCUUCCAAAAAUGCCCUCAGUCAUGAGAACAUUACAUGCGAAGGUCCAGAACUUAAACGUGCAAAAUACGACCAUAAACAUCAACAGAGUUUGGAUGAAGAGAAUCCAGUAAAAGAGCAGAAUGUUGGAGAGAUGGAGACACAUCCGACCCCAUUAAAACGAGUGAUAUUUAUAGAUAGUACAUGGAAUCAAACAAACAAAAUAAUCACUGAUGAACGUCUACAAGAAUUGCUUCACGUUGAGCUAAGAUCACAAAAGACACAUUUUUGGCGAAAGCAGAAAGGAAAACCAGACACCUAUCUCGCUACAAUCGAGGCCAUUUACUAUUUUCUAGCUGAUUAUCACAGACUGUUUUUAAAAGAGAACUACAAUGGCGAAUAUGACAAUCUACUUUUUUUCUAUUCGUUUAUGCACAAAUUAAUCAACAAAGCUAAAGAUGCAGCUGGCAAACUAAACUAAGGAAUUAUUGGGAAAGUGGUGAUCUUUCUGUCAAUUGACAUUUCAGAGAAUUUAUAGAUACCAUUUUCAAGCAUUUCAUAGCAAUUUUUAGAACCAACAGUCAGUUGAAAUGUAUUUCUCUGAAUAUUAAAUUGUAAAUUCAUUAUUUU
Molecule: messenger RNA, 1302 nt
Organism: Amblyraja radiata (thorny skate)
Lineage: Eukaryota; Metazoa; Chordata; Chondrichthyes; Rajiformes; Rajidae
Gene: dtwd1
Product: DTW motif tRNA-uridine aminocarboxypropyltransferase 1
Exons: 5
Coding region: 110-1153 (347 amino acids)
Biological process (GO): tRNA modification
Cellular component (GO): nucleus
Molecular function (GO): tRNA-uridine aminocarboxypropyltransferase activity
Source: RefSeq, a predicted model, not a curated record